CGCUGUCUCGGCCGUGCUGUCACGACUGUCACGGCUGUCAUGUCAGGAGCUGAAUAUCCGACGCUCCCACAACAACAACAACAUCAUUGCGAACUCGCAACCGCAUGUUGGCAUAUCUAGAUCGCUCUGUUGCUCGUCAUUUGCUGAAAGCAACAGAUGCUAAGCAGCCCCGUUGUUAUGUCGUUACUGUGGAGCAGGACGCGCAUCACUCAACAGACCGGAAAAUGCGAUCGUCCAUCACUGAACAUCGCCAUUUCCGCCCAAUUCUCGAUCCACGAUCCCAUCUGUUGGUGAUCUCUCCGCCAUACUUUUUCGAUGGGCCGAGACUACAUCGCUAUUCAACGUAUUACCAUCUCGUAGGAAUAUGUAUAUACGUUAUUAUUGAAGCUGUUUUGUAUCCGAUCGUCAUAUUCAAGCAGUCCAGCCCUUUGUUUACAUACCGAACCGUCAACAACACACUUCGUUCGGCACACACCUAGACCUACCAAACAUCCCAAUCUGUCCGAUUCUCCCAGAUCGACAUCUGUCCCUGGCCUGGCUAAUUAGGGCAGCUAGCUAGCAUAAGCUUCUCGUAGAGAAAAAAACAAACUAAAAAAACAACAUACACUUACUUGUUCCUCGGCCCCAGAUUCUCUAGUAUCGCGCCACCCACUCUUAUUCCCUCGGGUCCAUCACUCACGACGACG
Messenger RNA from Pseudovirgaria hyperparasitica, 686 nucleotides. RefSeq lists its product as uncharacterized. The coding region runs from base 105 to 479 and encodes 124 amino acids. The transcript has a single exon. The record is from RefSeq and is a predicted model, not a curated record. NCBI's taxonomy places the organism in Eukaryota, Fungi, Ascomycota, Dothideomycetes, Acrospermales, Acrospermaceae.